AUGCCUCCUGUGAAGAAGAUUUCCGUCAAUAAGAUCAAAAAGGAUUCGAAUUCUCCCAAAAAGUUGAAUGUCACAGAGAAGUCUGGCCUUGUAUUUCCUCCUCUGCGUAUUCGUCGAAAGCUUAAGACUGGUCGUUAUGCCACUCGUGUAACCAAACCAACUUCGGUUUAUAUGGCUGCUGUGCUCGAGUACUUGACUGCUGAGGUGAUUGAACUUGCUGGGAAUGCUGCGCGUGAUCUCAAAGUGAAGCGUAUUACUCCGCGUCAUUUGCAUUUGGCUAUUCGGGGAGAUGAAGAGAUGAUAGCUGGGGUUGUGACCGUUGUUAACCCAGUAUCUCCUUAUUAACCGGUACUUUUCUAGGGUAAUCCAUAGUUUAAGAACUCUUUUUCGGUUUUAUUUCUGGUUAAAUAUCACAUUUUGGGGGAAUUUCUGAAAAAUCACUUGCUGGGGUUGUGACCGUUGUUAACCUAGUGUCCCCUUAUUAUCCUGUACUUUGUUUUUUUUCGGGUAAUCCAAGUUUAAGAAUCCCUUUUUUGGUUUUAUGUUUUGGCUAAAUAUCACAUUAUGGGUGUGUUCACAAAUUUUCGCUUU
Molecule: messenger RNA, 591 nt
Organism: Meloidogyne enterolobii
Lineage: Eukaryota; Metazoa; Nematoda; Chromadorea; Rhabditida; Meloidogynidae
Source: the annotation of a GenBank genome assembly